This is a messenger RNA of Phaeodactylum tricornutum CCAP 1055/1, 2365 nucleotides long. RefSeq lists its product with no specific name. Lineage: Eukaryota; Bacillariophyta; Bacillariophyceae; Surirellales; Neidiaceae. The record is from RefSeq and is a predicted model, not a curated record. The transcript has 5 exons. Bases 22 to 2319 code for a protein of 765 amino acids.
GUUGUUAAACCCGGAGGCAGUAUGACAGCGUUUUCUUCGGAACCCAAUUUCUCCCCGACCCGCGUUCUGACAUCUGGAGCAGGAGGGAAGUCAAGAAUUCUCACAGUCCAGUCGGAACAAAACUUCCCGGCCGAAUGUACUGCGCAUGUGUUUUCCUUCUUGAACCUCCAUGACAUUCUUCGGCUAGGUUUGUGCUCUGUUGGGACGUUGAAAGAAACCCUGCCAACCAUUUACACUCGUCGGCAGCAGAUGAAACAACGAUACGCUUAUGCUCGGAAUUGGAAAAAUCUGGGCAUCGAAACAAGCAAACAAAUAGGUCAGCUCGACAACGUCAAACUUCAGUGUACCAACACAGACUGGAUUCCUAUUCCCACCGUUGAAGAAAGAGUUGAUCAACUUUUUAAAUGCCUCUGCUCAUCGCAUCCGCAGUUUUCUCAUGUAUCGGAACUUCGACUUGAUCUCCGAGUCAAUUUUGAGGCUCAACUCACUCUCGUCUGUAAACAGACGAAGAAACUGGUAUUUGAGGACAUAUUUAUGUUGCUUCGUCGGCUCACGCGCAGUCCUCGACUUCAUUCGGAGAUUUUGGUUCAUGCCAUUCAUUCGAACCCUCUUGACAAGGAAAGCGAGGACUCAAACUUGCUCAGUCACUAUAUAGGAGAUGUGCUAUCGGUCACCUACUUGAUGAGUCAAAGCCAUCUCCGCAUUGUCGAAGGCGGGCCAACCAAUGCCACGUUCCUGAAGAAUCUACGUCGUCUUCCUAAGGGGGACUCAUGCUAUAGAUCCUGGGUCUACAUGCACAGCAGUAUUCUACUGUGCAAGUCUUUUUCUGAUGAACAACGAAAGCGACUCGGCACUCCGGAAUUCUCAGGACUAUCCGAAAUGAUCCCUACUGAUUUAUACAUCAAUGAUCUCUUCCUUUCCUCUGUCCUUACACUUGUCUUUAAUGAAUUUGGCCCACUAGGUCCUGCUUUUCGGGGACGCGAUCUCGUCCGCCAUGCCGACAUCCCGGGCCGGGCUUUGUUCGCCUUCUGGAUGGGCAAUGAGCAAGGCGAGACGGCCACUAACGCGCUAGAAUGGAUGAUGCUUGUGCACGAGCAAUCGCGCAAAGCUCGACCCAUGACGGUACGAGCACCGGUGAAACGGAACUACUAUUGGAAUAAUGACAAUGCUGAGCUAUGGUGGAAGUCCAAGCGCGGACUUGGGCGGGCUUCGAAUUUUCAAGCGCGCCCUAAAACAAUGUCGACACCUCUAUUGAGCAGAAUCAAUCGCCCAGGAGGACACGGGAAAAUCACCAAACUACACUGUAGCGAGGACGGCGUUGUGGACAGCUUAGAUGUCAAAUACACAGUUUCUGGCGGAUUUGAUACGUCUUUGGACCCCGAUCUAGUGAAGAUCUACGAAGAACUUGAUCGAAGCGGUCGUAAACGUCGCUCGAGAGAAGUAUUUACGGUAUCAGGGAAUAAGGAAAAUUUGAAAGGGAAAAAAGCUGAGAAAACGAAAAAGACCAAGAGAGAUUCCUUCAGUACUCCUGGGACUCAACAGAGCGACGCAAGGAAGCCCAGCUGCAAACGAAUUCGGAAAUUGACUAAGACUUCCAAGCGAAAAACUUUGGUGCCGGUUCCGGUUACCGAUGACAAUAGCAACACACCACACGGAAAGGACCCCGUGCCUAAAUCGAUUUCGUUCCGUCCUCAACCUGCCUUAAUUGUGUCUCCCUUACCUCUGGAAGGAUCUGACAGUCUGCCCCAACGAACUUAUAUGUUGUCUAAUUCGAAGCAGCUCCAAGACGAAUCUCCGAUUUCGAAGUUGUCCGUCGACAGCUCGGGUGACGGAGAAGCCGACGUGCAGCAGACGAUCCUAAGACUAAGCCCCCGAAGUCGAGCUCUUCCUACAACUUUACGCAGCAACCAAAAUUCGAGGGCCGAAAAAGUAGUCGCACAUCCAGACAAACGGCCAAAGCUUUUGAUCCAGCGCGCGGCUAAUUUUAGCAAGCCUCUUCGGAAAGUUUACGAUGACCAAGUCCAAGACGCGAAGAAGUUUGUUUCGGAACUUGUUCAAGUGAAUGCAGAAGAAACCUUCACAAAAAACUCGCCAACAGAAAACCCAGAGAAGACCGAAAAGCGAUCUCUCUUCUUUGCAAAACUAACUGAUUUGUUGCAAAGCAACGACGGUAUGGUUGCGCGUGACGCGCUGCUGCAAGAAAUACAAGGCGUCAGGCCGGUAGAACGGUUCUCGUCUGCAGAGGUGGAAGAAUACAUUGCCGCUCUCGUCGACGACAACAAGGUAAUGCAAAGCGAUGGUCUCCUUUUUAUGAUCUAGUUUGGUACGAAUAUAGCUUACAACGAUAGCUUCCAACGUUACCAGC